Mandrillus leucophaeus (drill) is the source of this 1746-nucleotide messenger RNA. Its product is annotated as golgin subfamily A member 2. NCBI's taxonomy places the organism in Eukaryota, Metazoa, Chordata, Mammalia, Primates, Cercopithecidae. The record is from RefSeq and is a predicted model, not a curated record. Gene Ontology annotation, cellular component: cis-Golgi network; Golgi cis cisterna; Golgi cisterna membrane. Gene Ontology annotation, biological process: Golgi organization; spindle assembly.
AUGGUUCCCAUUUCUGAGAAGAUCUAUGUGUACAUAGACGGUACCUUCAGAUAUCUUCAGAAAAAUCUCUCUGCUUCUUUGUAUCAGCUCCUUCUGCGUUACCCACUGUGUUCUUCCCGUUCGGAGUCUGGCCAUGGUUCUGCUGGUCACCUCUGGGGGUUUCAAGAGCCCGUUCCACAUCCGCAUCAGUGGCUGUGGCCUCUGGAGUCCUUUCCUAAACUGUUGCAAGCUGAACUGAUCUUAGAACUCAUGAAUGGAUCAGUUGAGAGAAUAUUAGCAGAGGAACAGCCCUUGUGUUCGGCAGGAGUAAAGAGGAAGAAAAGGAAACAAAAUGGCAGUAGCACAGAGACAACAACUUCUGGUGGUUGCCACUCACCUGGGGAUAUUCAGGACCUUGUGAAGGUGCUGCGUUCCCCACACUGGACAUGUGGAAGGGUCCCUGAUAACCUGGUCCCAUUGGGGGUAGGCCUGUCCUGGGGCAUUGGUGGCAUUCAGGGGGCAAGUCGCUUGCUGGGCCAUCUCUGCCUCCCCCUAGUAAGAGCUCUGUCUUCCUUUUCCUACAGGAAAAGCAAGAAAGCCAGCAAAACCAGGGAGAGCCCUAAAGAGGCAGAGGAGAGUCCACGGAUCUGGCCAGCCGCCUGCAGUAUUCCCAGCAGCGUGUGGGAGAGUUGGAUUGGACUCUUUGCUGUCUCGACGCAGCAGAAGAACAUGGACAGGGUGAAUCCUAUUGCCUGCCCCAUCCCUUGGCAGCCCAGGUUCCCAGAUGGAGGAAAACAUGAUGCUGACAAUGACCCUCAUCUUACGGAUGAAACCAAUCCUGCAGCUCCUCCUCUCUGCAUGAGUCUCAGAACCAAUACCAAGAGGGUCCCUGAUAACCUGGUCCCAUUGGGGGUAGGCCUGUCCUGGGGCAUUGGUGGCAUUCAGGGGGCAAGUCGCUUGCUGGGCCAUCUCUGCCUCCCCCUAGUAAGAGCUCUGUCUUCCUUUUCCUACAGGAAAAGCAAGAAAGCCAGCAAAACCAGGGAGAGCCCUAAAGAGGCAGAGGUUCAAAUCCAGAGAACCAACAUACUGAUGUCUGAGAAAGGAAAAUUAAAUACUGAACUCUAUCAUAUGCAAUGUGCUGCCAGGAACUUUGAAGGAGAGUCCACGGAUCUGGCCAGCCGCCUGCAGUAUUCCCAGCAGCGUGUGGGAGAGUUGGAUGGACUCUUUGCUGUCUCGACGCAGCAGAAGAACAUGGACAGGUAUAACAAGGAGGUAACCAAAGACAGUGAUGCCCUCAGGCUGGAGUUAUACAAGAACACCAAAAACAAUGAGGACCUGAAGCAGAAGAACUCAGAACAAGAAGAGAAGCUUCAAGUCCUAGUGACUGCGAAGUCAGGGAUUUAACUCAACUUGAAGGAGCUGCACAGGAAGCUGGAGAGGACUGAGCUCCUGCUUCAGGCAAGAGGCUCUGGUUAUGAAGCUCUUGAUGCUAACCAGCAGUUACAGCAGGCCGUGGAGGAGCGGGCACAGCUGGAAGCACACCUGGGGCAGGUGAUGGAGUCACUGAAACAACUACAGAUGGAGAAAGAUCAACACGCUGAGAAUCUGAAAGGAGAGAGCACCUUGUGGUGGCAGAGGAUGCGGGAGAUGUCAGAGGAGGUGCACAUGUUGAGGGAGGAGAGGGCACAUAGCAUGAGUCGAGUACAGGAACUGGAGACGAGCUUGGCUGAACUAAGGAACCAGAUGGGUGAGCUGGGGCUGGGGUGA